Molecule: messenger RNA, 1598 nt
Organism: Melopsittacus undulatus (budgerigar)
Lineage: Eukaryota; Metazoa; Chordata; Aves; Psittaciformes; Psittaculidae
Gene: TMEM167A
Product: transmembrane protein 167A
Exons: 4
Coding region: 111-329 (72 amino acids)
Biological process (GO): protein secretion; intracellular transport
Source: RefSeq, a predicted model, not a curated record
GCCAAUCCCGCUACUGGCCCACCCCCUAGCCCUGAAGGGGCACUUCCGCUUGGCUCAGCGCGGCCCGGCCUGGCUUGCCGGAAGUGUGAUGUGGCCGAGAGUGGGUCGCCAUGUCUGCCAUCUUCAACUUUCAGAGUCUACUGACAGUCAUCUUGCUGCUUAUAUGCACAUGUGCCUAUAUCAGAUCCUUGGCUCCCAGCGUACUGGACAAAAAUAAAACCGGACUAUUGGGAAUAUUCUGGAAAUGCGCCAGGAUUGGUGAACGGAAGAGCCCAUACGUGGCUGUCAGCUGUGUCGUGAUGGCCUUCACCAUUCUGUUUGUGCAGUAGCAACAAGACUGGCGAGUGUACAAACAUGAGAGCAUGGAAGAAGUUCUGAUAGGGAAAGAUGGGAAAGCAUCAUCAAGUCUCCUCUCACACUGGAUAGCACAUUGAAUAGGCUGCCUCAUAAUGGAUGCUCCCCUGCCUGCUAACACACUGUCAUCUACAGUAGUAAUGAUCAUAAUGCAACUAGCUCCAGAUGACACAUGCUCAUUAAUGUCAAGACAGUACUGGCACUCCUGAUGUAAUUCUUGAAAGGGUGUCUGAUGUAUAUUUGAGUUCUAUUGAAAUUUAUAAUUUUUUUUUGGUUGUUGGUUUGGUUUGUUUUUUUUUAAAUAGACCUAUUUAAUGAAACUUCAAACUGAUAAUGUAGCAAAGCAAUAAGACCACUCAUGCAAGAAUAAGGAUCAUUGUGACUUUAGGGUAUGUUUCAUGACUGUAUUUUAGUUUUUACUGUCUGAAUAGUUCCUGACAUUUUGUGGUAACUGUAGUCACAUAUUAAGAAUGGGAUCUGUGGCCUAAGCUUUCAUUUCAGCUUUCAUUUUUUAAACUUGUAAUUCCUCAAAUUAUCUAUCAAUAUUUUUAUUUUAAGACAAGAUAUGAAUAAAGGUAGGGACCAGGAUUGUAGUGAUACCUGACUAGCUGCUGAGAAGGCACAGACAUGGGUUUUGACAGCUUGGACUGCUCUGUAUAAAAUAUCAUUUGUAUUCAAUUUUGGAGAUCUAGGUCUCUGGCAAAUCUUGGGUAGAUUGGUUUGAGUUGGAAGGGACCUUAAAGCUCAUCCAGUUCCACCCCAGGAGGCAGGGACACCUUCCACUGGACUAUACUGGUCAAAGCCAGGCCUUGAAGAUUCCCCAGCUUUCUUCAGUAUUAUGAGAAGAGAUUUCUAAACACUCUGUUACAUGUUAUGUAGGGUUGCUAAAUCAGCUAAGUGAACAGGUAGCUUCUUAGAGCGUCUAUGGAUAAGGAAGUCAUGUGUCCCAGUAUUGGAAAGGUGAGAGAAAACAACUAAAUGAGAUUACAUUCAUUGUUAAUUAAGAUUAAAUUAACUUUAGUAAUACUUUCCAUUACCAUUCACUCUAUAAUUUGGCAAACUUUUAAUAGUCUGGCAACUUAUUUUAAUAAUGCUUGACAGUGUGUUUACUCCAGGCAAAAAUAUGUCUUCUUACUGACUGUGUUUGAGGGAGUUGUUUGUCAACAGUAGCUUUUUGUUGCUCAAAAAACUUGUAUGAUCAGAAUGAACUAAGCUGACAAUAAAACACACUGACAGGCAUGUAA